GAGUGUACAGUGUUCAAAGUUCAGAGUUUUAUGGCUCGGAGAUUGGAAUCGGAGGUUGAAGAACUCAAGAGGAACCUUCAGCGGGCUGACAUGGAGAAAAGGGAAGCAGAAGCCCAGGUGGACACGCUCCAGUACAAGUUGGCGGCAUCAUGUACAGACAACGACAACCUUCGCCACGAGAGCCAGCUCAUCGUGACUAAUCUCAAACAAUGGGUCACUGAACAAAAAAAUCUUCAGGAGGCUAAUGACACGCUGGUGGCGGAGGUGAAGCGACUGAAAGAAGUGGCGACAGGGCAGAAGAAAGAGAUGGGACAUGUCAAGGCCCACAUGAAGAACCUUUGUGCAAUUCAAGAUGAGAAAAUCCUUGAUAAGGAGACUUGCAUGGUGCUGAAUCUGACCAGACUGGCUGACAUGCAGACCAAACUGCAGCGCAACAUGGACGCCAUCAGUCUGCUAAAUCAACAGUUAAAGGCUGUCAGCAAGGAGAACAAGCACUUGCGGAGGCAGCUGGAGGAAGAGAGGUGCAUGUACACACAAGUGGAGUGCCAUCGCCCGCUUCCUCCCACCUGCGUCCACCUCCCUGCCAGUGCCCGCCCACCUCUCCUCUCCAUCACCCGUCCUUCAUCCCCUCCACCUCGCCCCUCCUCCUCCCAACCUGAAAGAAGCGACAAGGGGCACUGA
This is a messenger RNA of Phycodurus eques (leafy seadragon), 681 nucleotides long. RefSeq names its product rho-associated protein kinase 1-like. The transcript has 7 exons. The coding region runs from base 31 to 681 and encodes 216 amino acids. NCBI's taxonomy places the organism in Eukaryota, Metazoa, Chordata, Actinopteri, Syngnathiformes, Syngnathidae. The record is from RefSeq and is a predicted model, not a curated record.